This is a messenger RNA of Elgaria multicarinata webbii, 4792 nucleotides long. It is a transcript of the gene CELF2, whose product is annotated as CUGBP Elav-like family member 2. Bases 279 to 2081 code for a protein of 600 amino acids. The transcript is spliced from 17 exons. Gene Ontology annotation, cellular component: ribonucleoprotein complex; cytoplasm; nucleus. The record is from RefSeq and is a predicted model, not a curated record. Lineage: Eukaryota; Metazoa; Chordata; Lepidosauria; Squamata; Anguidae. Gene Ontology annotation, biological process: regulation of alternative mRNA splicing, via spliceosome; mRNA splice site recognition. Gene Ontology annotation, molecular function: mRNA 3'-UTR binding.
CUAUAGACAGUUGCCUCAGCAGUAGAUUUCAGAGGGGAUUGGAGGAAAACAAGAGGGGGAUAGAAUGUGACAACUGCCGACUCUUGACUGUUGCCUUAGGGAGGCCUCCCGCACCUGUCCCUGCCUGUCUCUUGGCCAGCACAGUUCUUGAAUCACACAAGCAAGAGAAACACUCGUAUUUGCCAGACCAGAACGGUGUGCACAGGGGGGGGUGGAAGACAAAAAAGAAGAAGAAGAAAAAGAAGCAGAAGCAGCAGCAGCAGCAGAAGAAGAAGACCAUGACUUCUUCAUUCAAACUGGAUUUUCUGCCGGACAUGAUGGUUGAUAGCCGUUUGCUAGUUUCUGACCGAAUUAACGGCACAGCUAACAAGAUGAAUGGAGCUUUGGAUCACUCAGACCAACCAGACCCAGAUGCCAUUAAGAUGUUCGUCGGACAGAUUCCCCGCUCGUGGUCAGAAAAAGAGCUAAAAGAACUUUUUGAGCCUUACGGAGCCGUCUACCAGAUCAAUGUUCUCCGAGAUCGGAGUCAGAACCCUCCCCAAAGCAAAGGUUGUUGUUUCGUAACAUUUUAUACAAGAAAAGCUGCACUUGAAGCACAGAAUGCACUGCACAAUAUUAAAACUUUACCUGGGAUGCAUCAUCCCAUUCAGAUGAAACCGGCAGAUAGCGAAAAGUCCAACGCUGUGGAAGACAGAAAAUUGUUCAUAGGAAUGGUUUCGAAGAAGUGUAAUGAGAACGAUAUCAGGGUGAUGUUUUCUCCAUUUGGCCAGAUAGAAGAAUGCCGAAUCCUUCGGGGACCAGAUGGGCUGAGCAGAGUGCACAGCCUCAAUAUGGAAUCUAGCCGAGGCUGUGCGUUUGUCACGUUUUCGACAAGGGCAAUGGCACAGAAUGCAAUCAAAGCCAUGCACCAGUCUCAGACCAUGGAGGGCUGUUCUUCACCAAUAGUCGUGAAGUUUGCUGAUACCCAAAAGGACAAGGAGCAGAGACGUUUACAACAGCAGUUGGCACAACAAAUGCAACAGCUGAACACUGCCACCUGGGGGAAUCUUACAGGUCUUGGAGGACUUACGCCACAGUACCUGGCUAGAUUAGACAUUAAUAUGGAUUUACAGCAUCGACUCUGGGGACCUUCAUUCCAACACCAGGCAGAAGCAAGAGACUGUAUAAAUCUUCUACAGCAAGCAACCUCCUCCAGUAAUUUGGGUGCCUUCAGCGGCAUUCAACAAAUGGCUGGAAUGAGUGCUUUACAGCUACAGAAUUUGGCAACUUUAGCAGCUGCAGCAGCCGCCGCCCAGACCUCAGCUACUACCACCAAUGCAAAUCCUCUCUCUACAACAACUGGUGCCCUUGGCGCACUCACGAGUCCAGCAUUUGGGAACCUGCUGCAGUUGUCUUCCAACCAAAAAGGGCUUCUUUACCUGCCCUUAUCCCCUAAAUUGACAAAUACCUGCCUGGAAGAUGAAGUGAGAGUGAGGACCUUCCUAGCAGACGUGGCUGCAUCAACGGCCAAUUCCACAGCUGGGGCAGCCAUGAAUUCUUUGACUUCUCUGGGGACUCUCCAAGGCCUGGCUGGAGCUACUGUUGGGUUGAAUAAUAUUAAUGCACUAGCAGUUGCUCAAAUGCUCUCAGGUAUGGCCGCCCUGAACGGAGGACUCGGUGCCACAGGCUUGACGAAUGGUACAGCUGGCACAAUGGAUGCCCUCACCCAAGCCUACUCAGGGAUCCAGCAGUACGCCGCCGCGGCACUGCCUACAUUGUACAGUCAAAGUUUGUUACAACAACAAAGUGCUGCAGGCAGCCAGAAAGAAGGUCCAGAAGGAGCAAACCUCUUCAUUUAUCACCUCCCACAGGAGUUUGGAGACCAGGACAUUCUGCAGAUGUUCAUGCCUUUUGGAAACGUUAUUUCUGCUAAGGUCUUCAUUGACAAACAGACCAACCUGAGCAAGUGCUUUGGUUUUGUUAGCUAUGACAAUCCUGUCUCUGCGCAAGCUGCUAUACAGGCUAUGAACGGCUUUCAGAUUGGCAUGAAACGCUUGAAAGUUCAGCUGAAGCGCUCCAAAAAUGACAGCAAACCUUACUGAUCAUUACCCCAGAAGCUUACUGCUAUUAAUUUAGAUUUCUUAGGACAUCUUCAUGCCUGUUAGCUCAUCGUUUGCCUAGCAUGUCCCUGUGGCGUCUUAAAAAAAAAAAAAGUUUCAUCGUCCCGUCAUUGUUUCUGAUGUCUUUCUGACCUCACAUCAUAAUUUGGUUCUCCUACUGACCUUUGAUCUAUAGUUUGAACCUUUGAAAUUUGCAUGUGACCUCAUCUAGCUGUAUGAAUUCUGGGAAGUCAAUGUGAAAAGCAUUGCUGCAUUUAUGCAAGAUUGAAAUUUAUUACUAGUCAAAUUAAUGAUAGGAUUAUUAAACACACAUACAUACACACAUACACACACACACACACACACAUAACCUGUGGCAAAAUGUUUUGUUAGGGUUUUUAAGUUGUUCCUUUUUCCUUUUUGUGUUAAAAAACAGACUUGAAAGUAUUAUACAAAGAUUGGCAUUCUGGCUGGUCACUGAUGACAAUAGCAAUAUGUGUCCAGAAGCACAGAAUGUUGGUUUCUAACAGACUACUUCCAAAACAGUUUGAAAUGAAGAACUGUCUGAUUUUAAGUCUCUAGAGGUCUGUAAUAGUUUUUACAUUUUUCAGGCAGUGUAAAGUUUUUUGAUAAGGCCAUUUUAGGUGGCUCACUUUCUCAUUAAGAAUAUAUAUAUAGAACCACUUUUUGUAGAUUAGUAUAACAAAAAAAAUUUACCCUGUUUUAGGGCAAAUGCUACCUAUUUAUGUCACCUUUUGCUGAACUGACUCACAAGUUAGACAAUCCAUGAAUUAAUGCACAUGAAAAUUACCUAUAUUUUAUACUGUUUCAAUGUACAGGAGAAAGGUUACUGUAAGCUGUCGUUCCAUUGGUGCUUCUGUGAAUUAAGUUGUGAUUUCAUCAUGGGUCUUACGGUCUUUAAGUGUUCCGUGUUUAUAAACAACAGAUUUGAAAUUGGUUUUUACUUGAACAUCAGCAACAGAACAACAAAAAACGAAUUUCAAAAAACAAAAAAAGUUGUUUGCUUAAAAUAAUAAUAAUAAAAAACAAGUUUUCAUGUGGAAAAAAAAACUAUUCCAGACUAAGUUUGUGUUGGCUUGUGUGACGCAUUGGUGUCAAAUUUUUUUAAAUUAUUAUUGUGGACAAUUUAGAUGUGUUUGUGUUCAGCAAAAUGUGAUCAGUUUUUCUUUUAAAGAAAUAAUAAUAAUAAUAAUAAUAAAAAAGAAUUCAGUGAAAAAAAAUCUUAGUGCCAAACUCCAAAGGUACUUUUCUUCCUAGAGCUUCAGUGUGUUUCUUGUGUGAAGUAAUUUGAUAACAUGGGUAUUUUACUAUGUGUUUUGUAUAAAACCCUAAUAUUUAAAGGAAAAAGAGGUUACAAAGUUUGUUAACUUGCUAUCCUGUGGUCUUGUUGCCUGAAAUUGUUGUUGUUUGUUAUUUCUCUUGGAUGUUUUUUGUAAAACAUUGUAUUAAGUGCCCAUGUUUCACUUUUCUAACCACUCUGCACAUCAAUGCUGUGAAAGCAAACCUCACAAUGUAAUUUCUUCAUAAUGUAUGGAAACCUCUAAGGUGAGAAAGUUUUGAACUUUUAACCCUUUCCACCCAGAGCUGUCUUGAGUGUUAAUACUUUUAUACAUUCACCAUUUUGCUGUUUAUUUUUAUAUAUACAUAUAUAUAUAUCUAUAGCUAUAAAUAUAUAUAUACUUAAUUUUGUGGUUUAUUUAAUACAUGGUUGAAAUCAGAAAAAUGCACAGGGCAGACCUGAAGGACAGAAAAAAAAAUAUUUUACUGCUGUCUAAAUUUCUUCUGUAUCUAUAACUAAAAAAAAUAUUUAAAAUAGUAAUUGUAGAUCUCCUUUUUAGGUAUUUGGGGUUUUUUUUUGUCUUUUCUUAAAAAGAGCUUUUAAUAUGCUGCUGGAAUAUGAUAUUCAGUAUUAAUAAAAUAAAAUAAAAAUAAUUCUUUAAUUAUGUAUUGUAUGACCACUCCUAGACAGGAGAGGUAAACCCACGAUUUGAAAUCAUUAAAAAAAAAUAUUUUUGUAAUGAAAUAAAAUGAACUUUUGCUUAAAUCCAAUGCACUAGAACUUCCUGGAUGAAAUUUCAUUGUGCACUGCAGUUAAACUACUUUUUAUGGAUGAGGUUUACACAUGUUGUAAUGCUUUGAUGUGUUAUCUGCCAUUAUCUGUGAUAUAUUGGUCCAGAUGGAAGAGAUUCAAAGUAGGUGUGGCAAUAUCUUUUGUUAACCUGAUUUCUGUUGAUAAGGAAAAAUGCAGACUUUUGAACUGAGCAAACCCUUUGAAACGCAGGAGGGAAAUCUGGCUGUCACUUAGCUAUAUUGCAGAUAAACCAUACACAUGACACACAUCCCCUUUCAUGGCUGUAGCUAUCCAUGGUUUUCCCUAUCCAUGGUGUCUAGGCUAUUCGUGCUCCGAGCAAAAGAACUGGGUUGGCUGCUGUGUGAACAGAGUGCUGGACUAGAUGGAGCCUUGAUCUGAUCCAGCAUGGCUCUUCUAAUAUUCUUAUGUCCUGAGGAGGCUUACUAGAUCUACGUAAGAGGCAGAGAAGAGAAAUAAUAGGCUUCUAUAUGCUCACCUGCAUGUAGCAUUUAUCCAAUGAAUAUAUUUUCCAGUCCUGUGUAUUUUCCAGCCAAAAUACAAGAGUUUAGAAUGUGAUGUGCCAAGAGGUAUGCCAACACCUCAUCGCACCACACCUUCGUCA